This is a messenger RNA of Silurus meridionalis, 4956 nucleotides long. RefSeq names its product NACHT domain- and WD repeat-containing protein 1. NCBI's taxonomy places the organism in Eukaryota, Metazoa, Chordata, Actinopteri, Siluriformes, Siluridae. The transcript is spliced from 24 exons. Bases 28 to 4650 code for a protein of 1540 amino acids. The record is from RefSeq and is a predicted model, not a curated record. Gene Ontology annotation, molecular function: protein binding.
GACUUUGAUCAGGAUUUAACCCUCUUGAUGACAUGGUACCGGCUAGAUGAGAACAUAGUUCCACCUGUAUACCGCCUGCUGCCUGUCAGUACACAUCACCCUGACUUCCUGAGCCGUGAUGGGGAGCGUAGAAAAGCAGCAAAAAAAGCAUGGCAUUUGUCCUGUAAACGAAUAUGUCAGGUGCUGCAACACAAUGGACCAGAAGCUAUUGGAGAGGCUAAAACCUUAUUCCUUCUUAGGACAGUAUUAGACUGGGAGGUCGACCAGGGUCUUGGAGCAAAGCUCCCUGCUGAGGAGUACAGUCACUGUUAUAAGCGCACCAUCACUGACCUGCUAUAUAACCUGAAGAGUGAAUAUGCUUCACAGUUUAUAGACCUGCGGAAAGGCAGAGCGGAGCUCAACCACACCCUGAUUCAAGCACAACAGAGCUUUAUCCACAAUAUCCAUAGCAAAUUGCGACACACUAAUAUCUAUGAGGUCAGUGUGAGUUGGGGGAAGAAAGGCCUCAGCCCCAAGCACAACAGAUCACAUCACUUCUACACAGAACAUCUCUGCUCUCAUUUUCUUCGCAAAGUAAUGGCAGCCUUCAAGAGGAUGAUACAUGUAAGAGCAAUCAAAAGCUCUUCUGAUAUUAUGAGAAAUGAAGAUUCACAAAUUCAAAUUCAGGAGACGAUUCAGCUUCACCUUAAUCAUGGAAGAAGACUAGCACAGAGCUUUGAGCUUAGGCAGAACUUCCUGCUGCUAGUGAGAGAUGCCCUGCAAAAGUCAGCCUCCUCCCAGAAUGCUUUGAUACUGUUAGGAGAGCCAGGUUCAGGAAAAAGCACCAUCCUGGCCACGGUGGCACAGCUUUUACCAACUUGGAUUCCUGGAGAUGUGACAGUGCUGGUGUGUUUUGUUGGACUGACGCCAGACAGCAGAAAUGUGCGUCUUCUCCUGCAAACUCUUUGCACACAGAUAGCAGCUGUCUACUGCAGAAACACAGAAAUAUCAGAGUCCUUGGAACAGCUGUUGAACGAGCUGCAUUCUUUGUUUAUGUUGGUGAAUGAGAACAAGCCUCUCGCUCUGGUGCUCGAUGGUCUGGAUGAGCUGAGUGAAGAACAUGAAGCUGACCUAUCCUGGCUCUACUCUCUUCUACCUCAACAUGUCUAUGCUAUCCUGUCAGCCAAUGCACAAUCCACCUCUGCUCAUUUACUCCAGACCCAAGCUAAAGUCUCAGUUCUUGCCAUUCCUCCUCUGACAAGUGAGGAAAUCAAAGCCAGUCUGAACUCUAAGCUUCUAGCUAACUCUUAUCAGCUUCAGGAGUAUCAGUGGAGCCUCUUACUGCACUCGUGUCUCUCUUGUCCUUUUCCUCUAUAUCUCAGAUUUGCCUACAAUGAAAGCAGAAAGUGGAGCUCUUUCUCCACUCUGAAACAGCUCUCCCUUCCUGGGGAUUUGAGAAAUCUUUUUCUGAUCCUCUUGGUACGUUUAGAGCGUGAGUAUGGAGAGAAUCUAGUGCGGCGUGCUACGUUACUGAUCUCACUCUCACGUAACGGUGUGACAGAAGAGGAGCUCUUGAAACUGUUAGGGCAUGACAGGCGGGUUUCCCAUGAACUUACACAGCUAUACAAUGAGACUCCAACCACCCCAGGAUAUCCCAGUGUACCUUAUGGUAUUUUGUGCCGGUUGAGGUGGGAACUCAGGUAUCACAUUAUGGAGGUAGAAAGUGAUGGUACAUGGGUAUUGUGCUGGACCCACAACGAAUUCAGCCAUGUCAUUACCCAACGCUAUAUGAAAACAGAAGACUCAAAACGGACUAUCCAUGCAGAUUUUGCUAAUUAUUACAGCUGUACUGAUUCUGAUAGUCAUAUUUUCCAGCCACUCGCAUGGAGUAGAACGGAAGAUGGCAGGAAAUGUUUUGUGUUUAAUUUGCGUAAGCUUCAUGGACUGCCCUACCAUCUUAUACAUUCAGAACAGAUUGUGUCUCUGCUCAACCAGUGCCUCUUUAACUAUGAGUUCCUUCUGCAUAAAGUCUUGGGUCUCUCUAUCAGCUAUGUCAAAGAGGAUUUGAAAGCUGCCAUUAUUCCAGAUAAAGAGUUGCCUGAUAUAGAUAUGUUAGACCAGGCUCUAUGUCUCUCACACCCUGUGCUGUUAAAAGACCCAUGUCAACUGGCGUCUCAACUAUUGGGGCGUCUCCUCCACAUCACUGCCCAGGAUAAGCCUGUGGCUCCAGGUGACCCUCAGCGCUACUCUUACUUGCAUAACCUCUUGACACAGUGCCAGUACUCAUCAAUGCCUGUAUUGCUGCCAUCUUACAGCUGCCUCCUGCCACCAGGAGGAUUAACACACACACUAAUUGCAGGUCAUCUGAGUCCUGUAAAAGCACUAGCCCUGGGUCAGUAUCAUGCAGUAUCAUGUUCUGUUGAUGGAACGGUUAACAUCUGGAAGUUGGGGAAUUCAGUAACCCUUGCCAAAUCCAUACCCAGUUCAGUGGGCUCUAAUCCAAACUGUGCUCCUGAAGAACUCACUCUCUGUCUGGAAGACACAGUGUUGGUACUAAGGAUGGGACACAGAUUUCAGGUGCAAGAUUUGCACUCUGGGAAUGUGAUUUAUACAGAUAUAGUGUCAGUAGAUGUUCCUGUCAUCACAUCUACCUGUGAUGGGAAGCUUUUGGUGGUGUUUUAUGAUGGCAGUCACAAAGUCAAGGUGUUUGAUUUAGAAGCAUCCUGCUCACUGCUUUACUGUGUGAAUCUCACUCUUGGUUGUGACCCUAUUCACAAAGAUGACUCCAUUCUGGUCUCCCACAACUCGAUUAAAGAUUAUGUCCUCUUUGGAUAUAGAAGUGGCAGAGAAGCCGGUGUUUUCAGUGCCAAAGCAGGAUCAGUAUUGGCUGUUCUACAAGCUCAGCAUCAGGCCGCCUCCAUACAGGCUAUGGAAAUGAAUUCUCAGUACUUCCUGCUUUUCUGCAGGUAUCCCUAUAAAAGAAACAGUGAUAUAAUACACAUCGAGCUCUUUAGCACUGCUUCUUUCCAGUACCUGCGCUCUAUUAUGGGCUGUAGCCAGGAUUACAUUUCUCAUGUAACUGUCAACAAGGGUGGCACUCAUAUAGUGGCCUUUUGCCCUUCACCUCAAACCGGAUCCACAGAAAUAAGUACAUGGAAUCUAGAGACUGAAGAUCAUAAACAUAUGGCACGAUUCCCUGGUCUUCUGACUGCAGGAAUAUGUUCGGACCUGCAUUUGUGUGUGGGGUUCUGUAAGGAAGAGCGGUACCUGCGACUGUGGAAUCUAGCUUCCAGAAUCAAUGACCAGUCUCUCACAUACAACAUCCACCGAGUACAGAGUGAUGGCAUUCAGGAGAUUAUAAUUAUGGAUAAAUAUCCCAGUUAUGUAGUGUGUCGCAGCACACGGCCUGGUACUGUGCGAGUCUGGAACAGAAGACGAGCACGGUUUAGAGCUCGGCCUGUCCGGGUGGAACACAGUUUAUUUACCAGUACCGAUGUUGCUUUGGUGCAAGACCUCAAACUAUACAUCCUGACUGACCAUGGCACUGCCACCUUUACUGAUACCCCCACACCAGUUUACCAGACCCUUCUGGUGUAUGACCUUCUAACGAGAAGCUACAUUAGGAAGCAGUCUGGCCUUUUUAUUGUACCCUGUCCUGAACAGGACUACCGGCUCAUGAAGGGAGAGCUACUACUUGGCCUGUCAGAGACUCGUGACCAUCUGAUAAUUUGGGACCUGAACUCUGGAUACAUUAAAGGCCGCAUUAAAAUAAAGCAUAAGGAUUCUUUGCUGUCUAGCUCUUUGGCUGAUGACAGUCAGCCCUUGAAUAUGUCUACUAGAGAGAGAUCAGAGCUGGUGAUGCCAUGGGACCGGCGCACAGAGAGCAAGACUGCCAGAAUGAGGAGACAGGAGAGUGAAUUACAGAGGGAGAAAGAAGUGCAGCAAUGUUUAGAGAGGGAGAAAUACAACUCCAUUGACCACUACCUCCUCAGUGGAGAUGAAAAGGUGGUAAUAUGUUCCUACUUUGCCCAUCACCUGAAUGUGUUCAGCGUUGUCUCUCAGGAGCACUUGCACACACUCGAAGAUUGUUCGUCUCUUCUAUGUUUCCGUAUUGCAGCACUCACACAUUCAGGAAGGCACUUAGUCAUCUCUAACUACAAUGAAUCUCAGCGAUCCCCUUACCUCACUCUCUGGGACACAAAGCAUGGCAAGGUGCAAAAGAGAUUGAAAAAGGCACCUGAAAUUUGCUGUGUGGCCAUCACAGAUGAUGCCAGCAGAAUUGCCUUUGGUAUUUCAAAGUGUAACAAAUUAAAAGUGUGGGAACCUUUUAGGAGAAAGCACAAGACCAUUGUGGGAUAUGGGAGCCUGAAGCUGAGUGUAUCUAGCAGGCUUUACAUCACCAAGGGAGGAGCUAAAGCCAUUUUGCUAGCAGAUGAGAUAAGUGUGUGGAACCUUGAUGCUGGGACAGUGUUGUCCAUCUUCACUCCAGAUUCCAGAAUUCAGUGUGUAUCUGUUGUGGAUGAUGAGAAGUGCACUCUUCUUGUGGGUUUCAGUGACAUUCCCACUCUUAUCAGCAUGACCCUUAGCAAACAGGGGGUCACCACAACAAACAAAAUUGCUGGACAUGAACAACUGUUUGGAGAGUCCAGUAGCAGUGAGGAAGAGGACUAAAACACAAAUAGGCCAUGUUAAGAAACACAACACACUGUAGCGCUGAUUCAUGAUUGUUGAGGAAGUAACUCUGCACAAUGGAAGAAAAAGUACUCGUCAGCAAUGGAUCUGUCAUCUUGUGUUUGCUUAACAGUCACAAGUUCCUGACGUUAUAACAAAACUACAGAUCUCAGCUAUACACUGAAAAUAGUGUAGCACUGUGAAUAGAUUUAUAUUUAGUGUCAAUAACUUAGAAUUCAGAUUUUGUUUUAUGAUGGAAAUAUAAGUUAUACUUUAUAUAAGACUUUUCAAAAGCUUUAUCAUGUU